AAUAUGGCCCCUUAACGGGCUAAAUUUAGUCAAUAAAUUGUUAAAGCUUAACGUGGCCCAGUAAAAUUGCCGCGAAGCUGAUUGUACAAAACGGCAACCGAAUAAAAACAAGCGGUGAAAACGUUUUCCCGCUACUGCAAUUUUCCCUCUAUUGUUUUUGUUUUUCUCAACCAUUUCCUCUUUCGAUAUCUCUUCAUAAGGCUAGUAUCGACCAUGAGAUUGAUUCUUCACCUCGCUUCGAUUCGAUCUCCAUCUCUCGAUUUCUUUUCCUCUUUUUCUCCUGACGUACAAUGCCUACCAUCGCUGGACCAAGUUUGUCACCUCACAAGCGUAUCGUCGCCGCCAGAUCGGAGAAUACCGGAUGUCCUAGAUCCGCCGAAGACAUCACUCCUCGAAAGCGAAAAUUGAGAUCCGAUUCCGCCGCGGCGGUUCCUACGCCGAUAAAACGGAAAUCUCCUCGACGAUGUGCGCUUAUGGCGGAGGUUGAGGAAGAACCUAAUGGAAUGCUGGAAACUCAAUUUGAUUGUUUAGAUGGUAAAUCGAAGUGGAACCCUAGAGAUGAUGAUCAAAUGAAAGCUGUAAAGGAGGCAUUGCACGUUUCUACGGCACCAUCAACUGUUGUUUGCCGUGAGGAUGAGCAAAGACGUGCUUUGGAGUUUGUAAAAGGUUGCAUGGAACAGAAUAAGGCUGGGAGUUUGUACAUAUGUGGCUGCCCUGGAACUGGGAAGUCGUUGUCAAUGGAGAAACUAAGACUACAAGCUGAAGACUGGGCAAAACAGGAAGGCCUGCCUUGCUUGGAAACAGUUUCUGUUAAUUGCACGUCAUUGACCAAAACAACAGAUAUAUUCUCCAAGGUACUUGGUGAAAACGAGACUGGGAAGAAAGCUAUUGGCUCCUCUACACCUCUAGAGCAACUUCAGAUUUUGUUUUCUCAAAAGCAACAAUCAUCCAGCUCAAAGAUGAUGCUAAUAAUUGCAGAUGAGAUGGACUACUUGAUCACAAGAGAUCGAAGGGUCCUUCAUGAGCUUUUUAUGCUCACAACUUUGCCAUUGUCAAGAUGUAUACUUAUAGGUGUAGCAAAUGCAAUAGACCUCGCAGAUCGUUUCCUUCCAAAAUUGAAGUCUCUUAAUUGCAAACCUUUGGUUGUCACUUUCCGUGCCUAUUCUAUGCAGCAGAUCGUAAGGAUACUUCAGGAGAGGCUUGUGGAGCUUCCAUAUGUUGCAUUUCAACCAAAAGCCUUGGAGCUUUGUGCCAGAAAAGUUUCAGCUGCAUCAGGAGAUAUGAGAAAGGCUCUAUCUGUCUGCAGGAGUGCCUUAGAAAUUUUAGAAACAGAAGUUAAAGGUUCAACAGAUGAAGAACCACAAAUUCCAGUUCCAGAGGAUCAAAUGGUCAAGAUGGAUCAUAUGGUAGCUGCACUGGCUAAGACGUUUAAAUCGCCAGUAGUUGACACCAUACAAUCUCUUCCUCAACACCAGCAAAUCAUAGUCUGUUCUGCUGCAAAGGCCUUUAGAGGAAGCAAAAAGGACAGAACCACUGCAGAGUUAAAUAACUUAUACAUGGAGAUCUGUAAAUCUUCGAUGAUCACUCCAGCUGGAAUAACAGAGUUCACUAACAUGUGUACAGUGCUAAAUGACCAGGGGAUUUUGAAACUCAGUCAAGCUCGGAACGAUAAGUUAAAGAGAGUGAGCCUGAGAGUAGAUGAAGCAGACAUCACAUUUGCUCUCAAGGAAAUACGAUUCUUCCGCAACUGUCUUCUGUGAUGAAGUCAUUGAGGAUGUGUUUCUUCAUUCUUUCCUUACAGAGUACAAAGAGUAAAAAUCUCAGUAUUCAUAUAAAAUUGUUUUCUCUAUGUUAUGUAAAUAAACAUAAACAAAAUCUACCUUUAAUCAAUUUAGUACAUUUUUAAUUAA
This is a messenger RNA of Brassica oleracea var. oleracea, 1910 nucleotides long. Its product is annotated as cell division control protein 6 homolog. The transcript has 16 exons. Gene Ontology annotation, molecular function: DNA replication origin binding; ATP hydrolysis activity. The record is from RefSeq and is a predicted model, not a curated record. Bases 291 to 1760 code for a protein of 489 amino acids. Gene Ontology annotation, cellular component: nucleus. Gene Ontology annotation, biological process: mitotic DNA replication checkpoint signaling; DNA replication initiation; cell division. NCBI's taxonomy places the organism in Eukaryota, Viridiplantae, Streptophyta, Magnoliopsida, Brassicales, Brassicaceae.